AUUUUUUUUUUACCUUGAGUAAUUGUUUUUUUCCGGUGAAAAAAAAAAUAGAAAUAAAACAUUUAUCUUUUUUGGCGUUGUAGUCGAAACCUAGAGAGAGAGAUGAGAUUUUUGCAAAUCGUCCUUUUGGGCGUUUUGGUGUGCGCCAUUGUUUCUGCUAAGAAGCAUAAACACCACAAAGCUCAUGCAAAAUCAGGUGGCCUUUCUUCAGAAAUUAAAGUGAAGAAAAUCGGAGAAAAAGCCCCAAAGAACGCAAAAGCAGCUAAUUCAAACAAAGGAGACAGCCAAUUCGAACCUCCACCUCCGCCACCCCCUCCACCACCCCCAGGCUUUCCACCUCCACCUCCACCCCCACCACCAGUACCAGCACCAGGCUGGACUAAACUUCCCGGCCCACCACCUCCCGCACCGCCGCCAUGCGACGGGGGAGUAUGGAACGACGCAGAGAAAAUCUGGGAUUGUCCACCACCAGCGGAAGCCCCACCACCACCAGCAGAGGUUCCACCACCGCCACCACCAGAGUAUCCACCACCACCUCCACCAGAGGUCCCACCACCUCCUCCACCACCACCUCCUCCACCACCAGAGCUUCCACCACCACCACCGCCAGCAAAAGCUGACGAAGAUGAUGAUGGCUCCGCUGAACAAUUAGACGGAGAAGACGGUGAAGAUGGCGAAGAAGAAGUGAAGGAGGUUAAAGAGGAAAAGAAAGUAAAAAAGCAUAAAAAAGUGCAAAAGAAGUCUCAUAAAAAAGGAACUGUACUAACGCAUACGGUCAACAAAAUCUCUCAAACUCCAAACGCUCCUUCUAUUCAACAUGCUAAAUCUCAUACUAAGUCUAAAAGCCACUUGAAACAAAAUGGCGAAAGAAAACGACGAAGCUUGCUGUCCAUUCUGUUGGAUGAGUAUAAUAAGGAAGGUGAUGAUGAUGACGAUGAAGAAGAGGAUGGUGAACCAGAGGUCACUAAGCAAGUACAGAUAAAGCAAGGUAAAGCUAAACAUACCAAGAAUGAUGAUGAUGACGAUGAAGAAGAAGAAGCUGCAAAAGCUGCGCCAGCAGAGAAGGCAAAGCAUGGGAAAAAACCAGCUUCCAUUGAUGGUGAAGAAGAUGAACAGCCAGAAGAAGCUGAACAAAGAGAUGGAGGAGAGACACCCGAGGAAGAAGAUGAUGAACAAAGUGGCGAAGAAGAGCAACAACCUGUGGCGCCACCAUAUCCAUAUCCUCCACCAGAGUACCCACCACCUCCACCACCUCAAUAUCCACCCCCACCACCCCCAGACGCACCACCACCGCCAGCACCAGCACCACCUCCACCUCCACCACCGCCACCUCCACCCCCAACUGAACCACCAGUACCACCAACCGAGCCACCUCCACCACCUCCGCCACCGCCUCCACCACCACCACCAUUUAAGAAGAAGGUCAAAAAAGGAAAAUCUAAGUAUGCUAAAACCUCAAAGUCAUUGAAGAAAAAGGCCAAGAAAUCAAAAAAGAGGUUAAGUCAGUUCAUUGGUCAGUAAUAAACCUUCUAUGUCAAGAACGUGAAGCAACGAACAGCAGGGGGUACUCAGAAGAGAAUUUUUUAUAACAGUCUCCAUUUAACGUCAUGGUUAAUUAUCUUUAAACUUUAAACGGAUUCAGUCCCGUGAAAUCAUAAUGUUUCAGAAAGUAAUAAUAAUAAGAAAUAAAAAUUAAAAAGGAAAUAAACUAAUCCAUAAACUAAUUUCUCUCAUUAGACAUUAUCGCUUCUUCUUUUUCUUCUUCUUUUUCUAGUUAAUUACAAUGGAUUCUUUUUUGUAUAAAAAAUAUUUCCUUCACAUUUAUAUUUUGUGCUAUAUCAAUAACAAUUAUUUUUGUAAGACUUCUCACGUUGUAUGGCUGUAGUCACGCUUAGCUGCAAAAGAAAUAUAUCAGCAGUAUAAUGUCGAGGAAUUGCCAUAUUCGUACUAAUUUUUGCGCGUUCUACUUUCCGCUUUUGCACGAAAUAUUUAUUCGCGCGAAAAGAAUGCAUCUUAGGUUGCCUGAAAUCCUGAAGUUCACUUUUUAUGUGAUUUGUUAAGUAAUUCUAACUUGCGCGCAAAAUGAUAAAAGCGAAAAUUGAUACGCGUGAAAUAAAUCUUUUUUCACUUCGCGAAAAUUAAUACACGCGGACAUAAAAUUAGUACAAAUAAGAUGCAUAAAUUGACAGACAGCACCUUAUUUUUGACAUUUGUACUCUAAUAUCUUCGAUUUUUUGUUAUUAACCUCAAUGCAAAAUAAGUAUAGCAUUUGUUUAUCAGCAAACUUGUAGAUUGCAGAGUGCCUUUGUGUCUUAACUUUUCUCGUCUUGACCACCGUAAAUAAGUCGCAAUUAUUUUCCUGAAAAUAGCAAAAACGCCGAUUAAAUGGUGAGGCAUUUUUCCCCCACAACCUUCAACAUCUUGCUACGGUCCAUGGUUAGUUAGAAUAAUCAGUAAAAAAUAUAUGAAUGUAAGAACAGUCUUAAACCAAAAGAUCUGUCAUUAGUUCAAACUUUUCAAGUGUAUCUGCUGCUAUCAUGUACCUCAGCAGUAAUGAAAUUAGUAAGACAGAAAUAGUGUAGAGAUUUUAGUCACUCAAGAUAAACUAACACACGCAACUAACAAUAAAAGAAGGAAAGCUAUUAAGCCCAAACAACUUUAUUAACACAUAAUCGAUUUAAAGAAGCAACGUUCUUCUUCUAGAUGAAAAUGAAAUUGAAGAGGAAGAAGAAGAACCUAAAAACUUACCUAAAAAGAAGUUAAAGAAAUCUUCCAAGAAGGGAACUGUGUUGACACACACAGUUAAUAAGAUCUCUCAAACUCCAAAUGCUCCUACCAUUCAACAUGCUAAAUCCCAUACUAAGUCAACCAGUCAUCUUAAGCAAGACGGAUCCAGAAAGAGCAUGUUGGCAAAAGCGAUUAAAUCUAACAAGAAGGGAACCGUGCUAACGCAUACGGUCAACAAAAUCUCUCAAACUCCAAACGCUCCUUCUGUUCAACAUGCUAAAUCUCAUACUAAAUCCACAAGCCAUUUAAAACAAAAUGAGUAAAUAUACGCAGUAAAUUGAUAGAUAGAAGUUUUUAGUUAAGUCUGGACAUUUUAUGUGUUUAAUAAAUUUACAUAUGAUUCAAUUUA
Hydractinia symbiolongicarpus is the source of this 3136-nucleotide messenger RNA. RefSeq lists its product as uncharacterized. The transcript is spliced from 5 exons. The record is from RefSeq and is a predicted model, not a curated record. Bases 103 to 1521 code for a protein of 472 amino acids. NCBI's taxonomy places the organism in Eukaryota, Metazoa, Cnidaria, Hydrozoa, Anthoathecata, Hydractiniidae.